This is a messenger RNA of Ostrinia furnacalis (Asian corn borer), 813 nucleotides long. Its product is annotated as U7 small nuclear RNA associated Lsm10. NCBI's taxonomy places the organism in Eukaryota, Metazoa, Arthropoda, Insecta, Lepidoptera, Crambidae. The transcript has 4 exons. Gene Ontology annotation, molecular function: histone pre-mRNA DCP binding; U7 snRNA binding. Gene Ontology annotation, biological process: mRNA 3'-end processing by stem-loop binding and cleavage. The coding region runs from base 313 to 714 and encodes 133 amino acids. Gene Ontology annotation, cellular component: cytoplasmic U snRNP body; nuclear body. The record is from RefSeq and is a predicted model, not a curated record.
UCAGCUGUCAUCCAUCUCCAUCUGUUUUCUAAAAUUCUAACCUCAAAAAGACUGUUUUUAGCGAUUUUUAACUUGUUUUAGUUUCAUCACACAAAUUGAAUUGACUAUUUAUAGGUACAUAUACUUCUGUUCUGUGCUAUAAUUCAUUCAAAUUGAGAACAUUUUACAAUAUUCUAAAGUUUCCAAACUUGGAAAAAGAAUACAACCAUACAACUUAUUAAUCUAAGCAUACAACAUACAACUGGAAUUUUCGGAUUUCCCUGCAAAGAUCCAAGAAGAUUUUGUGUACCUAUUCGGUUUAUUUACAGAGUCAUGUUUAAGUUUACUGGUACUUCUAAAGAAAAGUUUUUCUACCAUAACACCUUACUAUGUUUAGUAAAAUCAUUAGAAGGAAAAAAUAUAACACUAGAUCUUAGAAAUGAUUCAACUAUUUGUGGUCUUGUUACUGCAGUAGAUGGUUACAUGAAUAUUUCUUUAUCAAAUGCUGUUUUUGUCGACCCUCAAGAAAAUGAAUAUGCCUUUGAGACUUUAUUUGUUCAAGCUCGUAAUAUUAGAUAUGUGCAUAUUCCUGAGACUAUGCCUAUUAUACCGACAAUUAAUAAAGAACUGAGUAAAACUAGAAUGAAAGCUCCAGAAAAGAAACCCAUUGAAAAAUCAAGAAAAGCAAAGAAGGCACUGCAACGUCAUAUGGAAACAGUUGCUUUAUUAGAAUGAUAGUGGUAUUAUACUUUUUAGUACUUACAAUACUCUAUAAAAGCAGAAUUUGUAUGUAUGUUAAACAUGAUUGUUAGAGCAUUAAAACAAUAUUUUAUU